AAACGCGGCUUCCGCAUUCAGAGUGUGUUGUUGUGCUUCUGGUCAGACGACCGGAGAGCAGCCGCUGAAGAUGAUGGAGCAUUCAGCGUCAGACUCAGAAACUGAAGAUCAUGUCCAGCCUUUACUACGCCGGAAAGACACCGGAGAAGUUCAGAAAGCUCCUGCUUGCUGCUCCUCGCGAUACGGUUUGGCCUUUUUGUCCUGUUAUGGCUUCUUUGUGGCAUAUGCCCUCAGGGUGAACCUUAGUGUGGCAAUGGUGGACAUGGUGAAAAACAGGUCCAGUGUCAACAACAGUUCCUCCGUCUGCCCUCAUCAUAGCAUCCCAGUGCCCAAAAGCAAUCACAGUGCCAGUGUGUAUGACUGGGAUUCAGAGACUCAGGGCUGGAUCCUGGGCUCUUUUUUCUAUGGAUACAUACUUACUCAGAUACCAGGUGGCUACUUGGCACGUAAGUAUGGUGCCAAGUGGCUCUUUGGUAUCGGCAUCCUUUGCACUGUGAUCUUCACCCUGCUGACUCCAGUAGCCGCAGAUCUGGGAGCUGGUUACCUCAUCGCUGUCAGGGUGUUGGAAGGCAUUGGGGAGGGAGUGUCAUAUCCUGCUAUGCAUGCGAUGUGGGCAUCAUGGGCACCACCUCUGGAGAGAAGUCGACUGCUCACUAUCUCAUACACAGGUGCUCAGCUGGGAACUGUAGUAGCCCUUCCUCUGUGUGGCCAGAUAUGUUUUUACCUAGACUGGACAUAUGUCUUUUAUAUAUUUGGAGCUGUUGGACUUCUUUGGUUUGUCCUUUGGGCUUACUUUGUCAGUAACAGUCCCAGCUUCCACAAAAGGAUAUCAGAGGAUGAGAAGACCUACAUAAUGGCAUCUUUAAAAAAUGAAUUGUCCCCAACCACAGAUUACAUCCCAUGGACAUCAAUUCUCAAGUCUUUGCCAUUAUGGGCCAUAGUUGUGGCACACUUCUCUUAUAACUGGACAUUUUACACUCUGCUGACUCUCUUACCCACCUACAUGAAUGAUAUACUCGGAUUCAGCAUCCAGCAGAAUGGAAUGCUCUCGGCUUUGCCCUACCUUGGUUGUUGGUUGCUGGCUUUGCUGGGUGGACAGCUGGCAGACCUCCUGAGAGAGAAAUAUCUUAUCCGCACUGUAAUUGUGCGUAAGGCAUUCACUAUAGUAGGAAUGGUGGGACCAGCCGUCUUCCUCAUAGCUGCUGGCUACACUGGCUGUAACUAUGUCUUGGCUAUAGCCUUCCUCACCCUCUCUUCCUCUCUAGGGGGCAUUUCAGCCUCUGGAUUUAACAUCAACCAUUUGGACAUUGCUCCCUCAUAUGCUGGGAUAUUGCUUGGGAUCACAAACUCAUUUGCCACUAUACCUGGCAUGGUGGGCCCUGUAAUAGCAAGAUCCCUGACCAAAUCUAACACCAUUCCAGAGUGGCAAAUUGUCUUCUACAUCUCUGCAGCAAUCAAUAUAUUUGGAGCUGUAUUCUUCACAAUUUUUGGCAAGGGCACAGUCCAGCCUUGGGCUGUCCAGAGAAUACAGAUCCGAUGAAACACUUCAGUCAUUAGCCAUUACCAAAAAGCCAGAAGGGAAGUACCUAUUGUAAAUUCUACAGAGAUCUUAGCAGUAGUUACAUAUGGUGUGCAAACUAAUGAAUAUUGCACAAUACAAUGUUGAUUGCACAAUCCACCAUGAUUUUUGGUAUUUUUUUAUCGGUAAUAUCUGUAUUUGUUAUACAUGUAGUUUUUCCAGACUAUUUUUUUUAAAUUGUAUUUUAUUUUAUUUUUUAAACAAAGGUGCGAUAAUGAAGGGAAUAAUAAACAUGUAUCUUUAUGGUACAUCCAGUCAUGGUAAGGAGUUAAAAUUUUUGAUCACACGACCACUGCAGAAUAAUUCACUCUUGUGAGCCGAGUCUUGUAAACUCUAAUAAAAUGACUCUAAGGAAUUGUAAUCUUUUGCGAUUAACGUCCCAAUUAAAUAUGCUUUAUUGUAUGCCUAUAGCACAACAUGCCUUACCCAAGCUCAAGCAACAAGCCUUAAGGGGAAUUAUCGUUUAAAUAAUGUCUGGUUGUUACGUUUUAGACUUUUUGUACACUAUAACUGAUUUAUGUUUACAUUUUCUAUUUUAUUCUGUUUUGUGCAGUCGCUACUAAGUGAAACAAAAUGAAUAAAUCUGUGUAAACACUGUAUGUUACAAAAUUUGUCAAUGCCAAGAUGCUACAAAACAUGCAUCAACGCCUGUCAAAUAAAUAUCUAAUAAAAUUAUCAGUCGUUUA
Cyprinus carpio (common carp) is the source of this 2265-nucleotide messenger RNA. RefSeq names its product sialin-like. NCBI's taxonomy places the organism in Eukaryota, Metazoa, Chordata, Actinopteri, Cypriniformes, Cyprinidae. Gene Ontology annotation, biological process: transmembrane transport; monoatomic anion transport. The record is from RefSeq and is a predicted model, not a curated record. Gene Ontology annotation, molecular function: transmembrane transporter activity.